Anopheles darlingi is the source of this 664-nucleotide messenger RNA. RefSeq lists its product as uncharacterized. The record is from RefSeq and is a predicted model, not a curated record. The transcript has 2 exons. Lineage: Eukaryota; Metazoa; Arthropoda; Insecta; Diptera; Culicidae. Bases 89 to 658 code for a protein of 189 amino acids.
UAUUGUGUGCCGGCAACGGCAAUCGAUGAAAAAGGAUACGCGGACGCCGCGGAACAAGAACAUUUUAAACACUUUAAACUAGAACACGAUGGACGAGGAUCUGGAGUUCCGAGACAUGGUGCUGAAAAAGCUGGAAGAGAGUGGCUCCUUGUUGAGCAUUAAGGCAAAAUUACGCGCCUUGCUGUACCACAUAAUUGAGAACGAACGCAACACGGCGGGCGAUCAGCAAAGCAACGAGAGCGACAUCACUUCCAGCAGUACCUUUGAGAAAGGCACGGAGACGCAGCUGGACAACAAAGCGUUAGCUUUGGAGUUGGUUCUGGAUAUGCUGACGAGCCUAAAUCUGCAGUACACGAAACAGGUGCUGUGCGCGGAGGCCGGCUACACCCACGCCAGUGCGGCCACUCGCGAAUCCCUCUCCCGACAGUUGGGGCUGAAGCCGAUUAGUGAUGCUGCUGCCACUGCGGAAAAUUCGCAGGAUCAGCCUCUUCUGGUGACGCUGGUCGAACGGCUGCGAGGAGAGGUAGCUGAGAACAGUUCCGAAAUCGAAAGCAUCACCAACGACCAACCCUCCAUCGAGCGGGACUGCACGAGUACGGGCACGAAAACGGAAAACGCCGACACUGUGAGCACUCAGGAUGAGGAGACUAACUCGUGAAACCGU